AUGGCAGGAGUGCAGAACCAUCAUGUCUUGAGAGAAAGGGUCAUUUUCCAUAGCAGUGUAAUACGCCAUAGCAGCCCAAAAAGUCCUACAAGAAGUGUAGGGAUGCUGUCAUACACAUUUUUUACUAGUACUGGGAAGGAGGAUAUCGUUGUUCCCAUGAUUGACUAUGAGAAGAAAGGGGAAGUUUGGACAAAGAUUGUAUGCAAUUCUCUUGAAUAUUGGCAUGUAAAUUUAGAGGCUAUUGUCCAGUGGUCUCCAUUCUCCAACGAGCAAGACCUCCUUCAGCAGUUCGAUUCCAUACGUUAUCAAGGUACCAGAAUUAUAAUUUACAAUCUAUGGGAGGAUGAUGGAGGACAGUUGGAGCUGGAUUUUGGUACCGAUCCUCAUAGUUAUGCAUCAAUCCUUUAUCUAAGAAUUCCUCUUGGAUUUCGAAUUAUACUACGUGGGCAAGAUGUCAUGCACCAUGAACUGGUGAAUGAUAUGAUCCCCUCAAAACAUGUGUCAUACAGACCUAUGCCUAUAACUAAUGGGACUGUAAAGGAUUCAGCUUCACAUUUAGAAAAUAUGCAAGCUUUGGUGACACUGGAAUUUAUGAAAGAUGCUAGAGAUCAUAUGGAUAUACAAGGGUUUAAUCCCUUUUGGAGAGUCUGGAAUGCUGCUGGAAGUGAUGGUCGAGCAGUCAUUGGUGUUUUGGAGGCCAAUUUUGUCGAACUAGCUCAUGAUAAGCAGGGUUUUGAGAGGACAACAACGCUGCGUGACAACUGCCAUGAAAUUGGUUAUGCACCACGAAUAAACAAAGUUGUUCCAACAGUAGUGUCUUCUCCACUUCCAAUUAGAGGCAAUGGCAAUGCUGUAAAGGGAAUGACUAGCUCCCAACAGAAGUGA
This is a messenger RNA of Chenopodium quinoa (quinoa), 885 nucleotides long. RefSeq names its product protein MICRORCHIDIA 7-like. Gene Ontology annotation, molecular function: ATP hydrolysis activity. The record is from RefSeq and is a predicted model, not a curated record. Bases 1 to 885 code for a protein of 294 amino acids. Gene Ontology annotation, cellular component: nucleus. NCBI's taxonomy places the organism in Eukaryota, Viridiplantae, Streptophyta, Magnoliopsida, Caryophyllales, Amaranthaceae. The transcript is spliced from 9 exons.